Molecule: messenger RNA, 948 nt
Organism: Colletotrichum aenigma
Lineage: Eukaryota; Fungi; Ascomycota; Sordariomycetes; Glomerellales; Glomerellaceae
Gene: tdiE-13
Product: putative methyltransferase tdiE
Exons: 11
Coding region: 1-948 (315 amino acids)
Molecular function (GO): methyltransferase activity
Source: RefSeq, a predicted model, not a curated record
AUGCAGACCUCAGACCUGCAGGAUAUAGAUGGGCCAGACCCUGACUUUGAUACUGAAGUGGACGAAGCGCUGGGGGUAGAAGAUAAAAUGAGAAAAUUGUCGUUAACAUCUAUGCUCGGGCUGCAGGACUUUGAGAGAGCGUCGCUGUAUUCUGUUAAGUCGGAAAUCAAGAGGUUCCAGUUUGAGAAUGGCAGGACUUACCAUUCGAUGAGUGAAGGGAAGUAUAACUACCCAAACGAUGAUGAAGAGAAUAGCCGUCUAGAGUUACAGCAUCGCAUCUGGAACCUUACACUUGACGGUGAACUAGCGCUAUGUCCAGCACACAAGACGGCUAAGAACGUCUUGGAUAUGGGUACUGGAACUGGUAUUUGGGCCAUCGACUACGCGGACGCCUUCCCAUCUGCACAGGUCAUUGGCGUGGAUCUAAGUCCGAUCCAACCAGAAUGCUUUGAGAUCGAUGAUCUGGAGAAGAGGUGGGCCUGGUCAAAACCGUUCGACUUCAUCUUCUGCCGGACCAUGGAGGGGUCCUUUUCACACCCGGUCAGCAUCAUUCAUAAGAUUUACGAGGCUUUGGAACCCGGCGGCUGGUUCGAGACAGGAGGCUUCGUGCUUCCGAUCGGCUGCAUCGACAACACCCUCUUCGAGUACCCGGCUCUCAUGCGCUGGCACGAAACCAUGUACGAGGCCGGCAAUGCCAUCGGCCGUUCCAUCGAGAGUCCAUCGAAGCAUGUAGACGCCAUCCACGCCGCCGGCUUCGUUGACGUCACUAAGAAGCUCAAGGAGAUUGGUAUGCUGCAUUACGUCAACCUCGACUUGGCACUAGAGGGGCUGUCCCUGGGCUUGUUUACACGCGCCCUUGGCUGGACACGACAAGAGGUUUUGGACUUCUGUGCGGAAGCGCGUAUGGACUUGAAGAACAGGAAGGUCCACGCAUAUUGGAACGUGUAA